Molecule: messenger RNA, 702 nt
Organism: Hyaena hyaena (striped hyena)
Lineage: Eukaryota; Metazoa; Chordata; Mammalia; Carnivora; Hyaenidae
Product: NKG2-A/NKG2-B type II integral membrane protein-like
Exons: 6
Coding region: 1-702 (233 amino acids)
Biological process (GO): positive regulation of natural killer cell mediated cytotoxicity; stimulatory C-type lectin receptor signaling pathway
Source: RefSeq, a predicted model, not a curated record
AUGAAUAACCAAGGAGCUACUUAUGCAGAACUUAAUCUGAUGAAAGACUCAAAGCGACAGCAAAUUAAACCCAAGGGCACUAAAAGUUCCAUUUCAGUAACUGAGCAGGAAAUAAUCUAUGCAGAAUUAAACCUUCAAAAUGCUUCUCAGGAUCUUCAAGGGAAUGGCAAGAACUAUCACUGCAAAGGGAAGCUCAUUGCUGGGAUCCUGGGAAUCAUCUGCCUCGUCUUGAUGUCUGCUGUGGUCACAAUAGUAGUUGUUACCUCUACUGAAAUACCGGAGCAGAAAAAUUUAUCCCUCACAAUAAAGAUCCAGAGAGCACAUCACUGUGGUUGUCCAGAAGAGUGGAUCGCCUACUCCAACAAUUGCUAUUACAUUAGCACUGAAAGAAAAUCAUGGAAUGAAAGUGUGACAUCCUGCGCUUCUCAGAACUCUAACCUGCUCUACAUAGAUGAUGAAGAAGAACUGUAUAUGUUGAAAUUCCUCAUUCAUUCUUCAUGGUGUAGAGUCUCCCAGAGAAGCAAUAAUAAUUCAUGGGUGUCUCCCAUAAGCUUAACUUUAUUUUCCAAACCGUUGUCAGUAUCUUCAGAGUGGGACAACAAGUGUCCAUUUUUGUAUACUCAUGCCAAAAAAUUUCUUCUUGAAUCCUGCUUAGAAACAAAAACAUAUGUUUGUAAGCACUGUGCACUUCAACAUACCUAA